AUGGAUCGCAGAGCGGAGUCUGGAAACCUGCAAUCCCGUGAUACCGCAGAGGACGGUCCGGGUACCGCGGGGGAUGGAGGAGCCGCUCCAGCACCCGAAAAGCCUCCUUAUUCGUAUGUGGCUCUCAUUGCAAUGGCCAUCAGAGAAAGCGAGGAGAAGAAGCUGACCCUGAAUGACAUCUACAGCUUCAUUAUAUCCAAGUUUCCAUACUACGAGAAGAACAAAAAGGGGUGGCAGAACAGCAUCAGACACAAUCUGAGCCUCAACGAGUGUUUCGUGAAGAUUCCCCGGGAGAAUGGCGGGGAGAGGAAGGGGAACUUCUGGACGCUAGACCCUGCGUUUAACGACAUGUUUGAAAAGGGUAAUUACAGGCGCAGGAGGCGCGUCAAGAGACCUUACCGACCACCACCCUUACCGUCUGGAUUUAACUUCACCGACUCGUACUGCCUGCAACAGGAGCCCCUUUACUGGCAAACCCCGUUCGUCAGCACCAGCUCCUGGAGUCACCAGUCCAGCUCUCCGACGCACAUCUCCAGCUACCUGCAGCCCAUGCUUGGUAACGCGCGCCCUCUGUCUCCAAACGAUUACGCCAACUCUCCCGUGAGUUAUUACCACGGUCAACACCAUCACCUUCUCCCGUCCUACAGACCGUACCACCGGUAUCCGAACGCUCUGGUGCCUCUGAGCGGCAUGACUCCACCGGUGAGCCCGGGCGGAAGCUCCAUCUCCACCUGCAGCUACCCGCCGCAGAACAGCCACCCUGGACAUCAUCCGUUUGACUGA
Molecule: messenger RNA, 783 nt
Organism: Sinocyclocheilus anshuiensis
Lineage: Eukaryota; Metazoa; Chordata; Actinopteri; Cypriniformes; Cyprinidae
Product: forkhead box protein L2-like
Exons: 1
Coding region: 1-783 (260 amino acids)
Biological process (GO): cell differentiation; regulation of transcription by RNA polymerase II; anatomical structure morphogenesis
Molecular function (GO): RNA polymerase II cis-regulatory region sequence-specific DNA binding; DNA-binding transcription factor activity, RNA polymerase II-specific
Source: RefSeq, a predicted model, not a curated record